Messenger RNA from Acanthosepion pharaonis, 618 nucleotides. Lineage: Eukaryota; Metazoa; Mollusca; Cephalopoda; Sepiida; Sepiidae. The record is from the annotation of a GenBank genome assembly.
AUGCUUUGGUGUAAUAACAUUAUCUAUCUAUCUAUCUAUCUAUCUUUCUAUCUAUCUAUCUAUCUAUCUCAUACACUAUUCAUAUCCAUCUAUCUCAUCAAUAUCUAUCUAUCUAUCAAUCUAUUUAAUUUUCUGGUCAAAUUCUCUGUUUAUGUCUAUCUACCAACCUAUCUCAUUCUCUGUUCAUAUCUAUCUAUCUAUCUAUCUAUCUAUCUAUCUAUCUAUCUAUCUAUCUAUCUAUCUCAUACACUAUUCAUAUCCAUCUAUCUCAGUCAAUAUCUAUCUAUCUACCUCAUUCUCAGUUAUAUAUAUAUAUCUACCUGUCUAAUUCUCUGUUUAUAUCUAUCUACUAAUCUGUCUCUCUCAUUCUCUGUUCAUAUCUAUCUAUCUAUCUAUCUAUCUAUCUAUCUAUCUAUCUAUCUAUCUAUCUAUCUAUCUAUCUCAUACACUAUUCAUAUCCAUCUAUCUCAGUCAAUAUCUAUCUAUCUACCUCAUUCUCAGUCAAAUAUAUCUACCUGUCUAAUUCUCUGUUUAUAUCUAUCUACUAAUCUGUCUAUCUCAUUUUCUGUUCAUAUCUAUCUAUCUAUCUAUCUAUCUAUCUAUCUAUCUAUCUAUUGA